GCUCGGGCAGCCUCGGCGGCGGGGCGGUGGCGGGCGCCGGCUCCUCCCGCCCCUUUCUCCCACAGCUUCCCCGCCCCGCCCCGCCCCGCGCCUCAGCCGCGCCGGCCGCUGUCAGCUCCCUCAGAGUCCGGCAGAGCUGCGGUGUAUGCUUAGCCGCUGCGGGCGCCGGCUGCAACACGUCCUAGGCCUUGGCUUCUCUUUCCUGAGCCGCCGGCCGCUUCUCCUCUGCCCUUCCCGCCUCAUGAAGCCGCUGGUAGUGUUUGUCCUUGGCGGCCCCGGCGCCGGCAAGGGGACCCAGUGCGCCCGGAUCGUCGAGAAAUAUGGCUACACACACCUUUCUGCAGGAGAACUUCUUCGUGAUGAGAGGAAGAAUCCAGAUUCACAAUAUGGUGAACUGAUUGAAAAGUACAUUAAAGACGGAAAGAUUGUGCCAGUUGAGAUAACCAUCAGUUUAUUAAAGAGGGAAAUGGAUAAGACGAUGGCUGUCAGUGCUCAGAAGAAUAAAUUCUUGAUUGAUGGGUUUCCGAGAAAUGAAGACAACCUUCAAGGUUGGAACAAGACCAUGGAUGGGAAGGCUGAUGUAUCUUUCGUUCUGUUUUUUGACUGUGAUAAUGAGAUCUGUAUUGAACGAUGUCUUGAGAGGGGAAAGAGUAGUGGUAGGAGUGAUGACAACAGAGAGAGCUUGGAAAAGAGAAUCCAGACCUAUCUUCAGUCAACAAAGCCAAUUAUUGACUUAUAUGAAGAAAUGGGGAAAGUCAGGAAAAUAGAUGCUUCUAAAUCUGUUGAUGAAGUUUUUGAUGAAGUUGUGAAGGUUUUUGACAAGGAAGCCUAAUUAAUUCAAAGCCUGAAAACAUCCUUAAAAUCAUGCUUGAAUAUUGCUUUGAUAGCUGCUAUCACACCCCUUUUUAAGACAAUUUUAAUCUUUCAUAACUACAUCUCAAUUAAUGGCUGGAAAGUAUAUAGCAAGACAUUAAUUUUUUAUGUCCUUUUUUUUUUGGUCACAGGAAUACACAGUAAAUUCAGCUUUAACUUCCAUCCUAGUUAUGGUGCUCACAAAACAAAGAAGGAUAUCAGCUAGUUCUUUGUUUUUAUUAAAAAAGAAUAUCCCUUUUAUAGUUUGUGCCUUCUGUGAGCAACACCUUUUAAUAUUAGAUCCUUUUAUUAAUUACAGUAUGUUAAGGUUAGGGAGAGCCACUUCCUCUUUUUCUUGUAAGUUUUAAAUUUCCAAGCUGAGGUGAAUUUGUGGACCAAAUUUCAAAGGAACUUUUGUGUAGUCAGUUCUUGCACAAUAUGUUUGGUAAACAAACUCAUAAAAUGGAUUAUUAGCAGUGUUUUAAUAUUUAUCAAAUAACUGACCAUUUCCUAUAGAAAGGUAAAAAAAAAAGCUUAGGCUUUGUUAAUUUACUACAUUUUGUAGAAAGUUGUAUGACAGGGCAUAUUCUUUGUUUCUAAGGUUUGGGUUGGGGGAUGUGGGGGUUCAGAGCCUGGGAGAAUUGUCAGCUUCAUUCUGACAUAAUCUGAGGGGAUGGGGCAAGGAUCCCAUGUAAUAGCUUGUGUUCCUCAUACUCUGUUAGAUAGUGUUAUUCAUGCUUCAGUUGAUCUUAAUAAAAUCCCUAGCAGUGGAACCUUGAAAUGCAUGUGUUAGAUUUAUGCUAAAAUGAUUUGGUCAACAUUUUAGUAACACUUCAAUUUUUUUUGUUUGUUUUCUAGAUAAAUACAAGGUUAGCAUAAAUAAGAGCAAUUUAAUAGUUAAAUUUCCCAUUUGUAUUUAAUUUUUUGAAUAUUAUUUUAAUAUUUGUUUAAGAAGAUUUAAAAAUCCUUGCACUUUGGUCAGAAAAAUAAUAAAUAUAUCCUAUAAAUGUUUGGCUAUUUUUAUUCAGUAAAUUCUUUUUUUUUUUUUUGUCAUCAUGUUGAAGCAUUAAAAAAGAAUUUUUUUAAAGGUCCAAAGGAAUAUUCUUUUACAUCCAUUUUUCCUGUAUAAAUCUCUGAUAAUUUUUUUCUCGUUUCUUUUCCUUCUAUCCCUAAUGCUAAGUGGUAUCCAAGGUUCUUAAUAUGAGAUUUCUUAAAAUGUUUCUCAUUUUUGGCAUUUACACUGUUUGGUACACAGGGUUAAAUAGGGCAAGGAACUUUGUUGUUGUAUAAUUAGAUUUGCUAUUUAAAGUCCUAGGGAAUAGUGAGGACAAGUUAAUGGAUGUUUUAUAUUGUAAUAGAAUCAGCUAUUUCUAUGUGUUAUGAAAUUCACUUAAGUUUUUCAACAUACUUGCCAUUAGAAAACGAAGUAUCACUAAGUACUGUAACAUACUGGCCACCAGAAUUUGUAUUGAGAUUAUCUUGGUUUCUUUAGAAGACAUUGUAGUGAGUUCUUAGCUAGUGUUUUAGUCCAGCCAGUAAGGAAGUGACUUAAUCAAACAGGUCUAGUUUUACAUGGAUGGAGCUGGAAAAUAUUCUUCUUAGUAAAGUAUCUCAGGAAUGGGGGGAAAAAAAUCCAAUGUACUCAGUACUACUGUGAAACCAAUUUAUAAUCACUCACACUUGGCAUAUGAAAAAUGAAACACAACUAUAGCCUCCAAUGACAGAGGGAAAGGGAGGGAGAUGGGCAGGGAGGGGGAUGGGCCAAUAGAGGGAGGGUUAGUAGGGGGACCACACCUAUGGAGCAUAUUGCAAGUACAAGUUGGAUCUAUCAGGUGUAGAACACAAAUGUCUUAAUGCGGUAAUUGGGUAAAUGAAGGUGAAGGCUGUGUUGAUUAGUAGGAUGUAAGCACUCCAAUUUGCACAAAUAACACAUUGAAUCCCAUAAUGGCAUAAAUGUAUUUAUGAUCUAUGUACAAAUGACUGAAUAAAAAAAAAAAAACAGGUCUAGUAUGAAGCAAGAGUAAAGGACUAAGGUUUUGAGAGCAUUCUUACAUAAGUGAAGAAAUCUGUCAGAUGAGAAUCUAAAUAUUUAUACUGCUAUUGAAAGUAACCUUAAAGUUUUGAAGAAGACUGUUGAGACUAGGUGCUUUACUUCCUUUCAUCAGAUAUCUUUCUUUGGCAUUUGAAAACAGAAACCAAGAAACAUUAUAAUUACUAAAUUAUGAGGCUUUGCUUUUUGUUUUCUUUUAAGUAGAAAAACAUGUUGGCAAUACUGAAUUUUGGAGUGGAUUGGGAUACAUCUGACUUUACUAGUUUGAUCAUUCCAUUUGUUAAAGAUACAGUCACUAAGAAGUUUUUGAGUAUUUUGAAAGACCCUAAUUUGAGCCUUGCUUUUUUAAAUGAACAUUAUUUCCGUUCAGUGAUGUUGGAUAUGUAUGAAUUACUUGGUAAAUAAUCUCAAUAAAUUUUGUGCUGUGGCCUUUGCUA
This is a messenger RNA of Nycticebus coucang (slow loris), 3339 nucleotides long. It is a transcript of the gene CMPK1, whose product is annotated as cytidine/uridine monophosphate kinase 1. Gene Ontology annotation, biological process: CDP biosynthetic process; UDP biosynthetic process; 'de novo' pyrimidine nucleobase biosynthetic process. Lineage: Eukaryota; Metazoa; Chordata; Mammalia; Primates; Lorisidae. Gene Ontology annotation, cellular component: cytoplasm; nucleus. The coding region runs from base 146 to 832 and encodes 228 amino acids. The record is from RefSeq and is a predicted model, not a curated record. Gene Ontology annotation, molecular function: UMP kinase activity; ATP binding. The transcript has 6 exons.